AUGGCCGAGAGGCCAACAUUGGGAAAGCGGCCUAGUUCAAACGGCAAGGAGGUGUCUCCACCUCCAUCAAAGCGACGGCAUCAAUCCACAACGACGAAUAAAGUUAUUGCGAACUUCUUCACACCCUUAUCCAAGCAGGAGCCCGAGAAAAUGUUGUGGAGAGUGCUCAAGGACAGCCUACUUAUUGGGCGGUAUGGUGCCAUGACAGCAACAUCUGCAGCUUCAGCAAGCAAACGAAGAAUCGCUGGCUUUGAUCUGGACUCAACAUUAAUUACUUCUGCUUCCGGUAAGACCUUUGGGCGUGACGCCAGCGAUUGGAAGUGGUGGCAUGGCAGUGUUCCCGCACGUUUGAAAGAGUUACACCAAGAUGGCUACCUUCUAGCUAUAAUCAGCAACCAGGGUGGCAUAAGCCUGAGACCAGACCCAAAAACCGUCAAAUCUGAUCAAAAGCGUCUAGCCGAAUUCAAGGCAAAGGUCUCUGCAGUGUUCAAGCAGCUCGAUCUACCAAUCACAUUGUACGCUGCAACCAGCCGAGACCAAUAUCGCAAGCCUAGAACCGGGAUAUGGCAAGAGAUCGUCGAAGAAUUCGAUCUUGACAGCGCAGACUCUCUUGACCUGGAGCACUCGGUCUUUGUCGGAGACGCGGGCGGUCGUGAAGCUGUGGCUGGAGGGGUUAGCAAGGACCACUCAUGUGUUGACAGAGAUUUUGCAGCCAAUGUCGGCUUAUCAUUUUAUACCCCGGAAGAGUUUUUCCUGCAUGAGGACCGACGGCCUUUCGUGAGAAGCUUCGAUCCCGUGGAAUAUCUCAAGGAGCGAGCCGAGAAACCGACGAGUGCAUUGAUAUUCAGCAAGACAGAGAGUCCUGAAGUCGUUCUGUUUUGCGGCAGUCCAGGGGCUGGCAAGUCGUCGUUCUAUUGGAAGCAUCUGCAGCCGCUCAACUACGGACGAGUGAACCAAGACAUACUCAAGACUCGCGAGAAGUGUGUCAGAGCAGCUACUACGCUCCUUGAACAAGGUACCAGUGUAGUUGUCGACAAUACGAAUGCGGAUCCAGAGACCAGAGCAAUCUGGAUAAACCUAGCGCGGAAGUUGAAGAUUCCUAUUCGUUGUGUUCUUUUCACUGCACCUGUCCAAGUGUGCCAGCACAAUGACGCAUUCCGCGCAUCGAAUAUUGGUCAAGAAACAAAUCCAGAGAAGCGCAAGAUGCUGCCGCAAGCUGCAUUUUCUGGCUUCGCGUCAAGGUAUCGCGAGCCUACGAGGUCGGAAGGCUUUGCAGAUAUCAUCACGACUGCAUUUGAGGCACGUAUUAUGCAAUUGUGGCUGGCUACGAGAUGCAGCCUCUGGAGUAGGUUUUUGGUGAUACAUGCUGACCGAAACGUAGUUCCACGGCUCAGACGAGCAGAAGAAACUAUGGAGCCAAUAUUGGAUAUGAUUCAUCAUUGGGCAAAAGGCCGCGUCGGACGGGACACUGGACACUGGACAGUCGCUGUGCAAAAGCAUUAUCGAUUACGACGCUUAUCCACAAUGAACCAGAUAUGGGUCGAGGUCAGACGGUCCGAGAGGCUUUGA
Molecule: messenger RNA, 1569 nt
Organism: Plenodomus lingam JN3
Lineage: Eukaryota; Fungi; Ascomycota; Dothideomycetes; Pleosporales; Leptosphaeriaceae
Biological process (GO): DNA repair
Molecular function (GO): double-stranded DNA binding; polynucleotide 3'-phosphatase activity; ATP-dependent polydeoxyribonucleotide 5'-hydroxyl-kinase activity
Source: RefSeq, a predicted model, not a curated record